Molecule: messenger RNA, 4270 nt
Organism: Epinephelus fuscoguttatus (brown-marbled grouper)
Lineage: Eukaryota; Metazoa; Chordata; Actinopteri; Perciformes; Serranidae
Gene: arhgap28
Product: Rho GTPase activating protein 28
Exons: 15
Coding region: 1388-3364 (658 amino acids)
Biological process (GO): regulation of actin filament polymerization; signal transduction; regulation of small GTPase mediated signal transduction
Cellular component (GO): cytoplasm
Molecular function (GO): GTPase activator activity
Source: RefSeq, a predicted model, not a curated record
UGGGUCCAGAUUGUGUGAGGGCUGUGCUGAGGUCUUGUGUUGUUAGAGGAGCUGAGCCUCAGGACCAGCUGGCUGAGGGGGCUCUUCUCCAUGUUCUCCUCUUGGCAUUGCAGAGCUUUGUAGUGGUAGGAGUUGGGGUCACUUGUUUUAAGGUGUUUAUAAAAUUUGAUGGCUCUUUUUUGAAUUCUAAUUAAAAGGGGGAAUUGGCCUAGCUCAGCUCGGCACCCGUUGUUGGGGGUGUUCCUGUGCACUCUCAGGAUGCUCUUGCAAAUCUCUGUAUGCAGGAUUUCGAUGGGGUGUUUGUCCCAUUUUUCAAAAUCUUGAUUUGCAAGAGGACCCCACACCUCACUACCAUACAGAAUAAUUGGUUCAAUUAUAGAUUUGAAUAUUUUGAGCCAGAUUCUAAUGGGCAUAUUAAUGUUUGAAGAUUUCUUUAUAGCAUAGAAAGCCCUUCUUCCCCUCUCUCUGAGAUCAUCAACAGCCAGGUUAAAGUUUCCCGUGGACGUGAUGUGUAGUCCUAAGUAUGUGUAGUCGUGUGUGUGCUCCACCUCAUGAGAGCCCAGGAGAAACCUGGUUUGGUCUCCCUGACCCCUGGGUCGUUUCUGGAAUAUCAUAAUUUUGGUUUUGUCCAGAUUAACUGUCAGGGCCCAGGUCUGACAGAAGGUUUGCAGAUGAUCCAGUUGCUGUUGUAGUGCUUCAUGUGAUGGAGCCAGCAAUAUGAGAUCAUCUGCAAACAGUAGGCAUGUCUCUCUCUCUCUCUCUCUCUCUCUCUCUCUCGUAUUCUAUUACUGCAUCUAGCUAACCCGGCCAUUCUGGAUGUCACUAACUCGGCUUCUUCUCCGGAGCCUUUGUGCUCCACUGUCUCUCAGAUUAACUCAUAUCACAGCGGUGCCUGGACAGCGUGACGUGUGUGCUGCUGCCGUGGUCCUGCCAGAUGCCUCCUGCUGCUGCUGCUGCUGCUGCCAUCAUUAGUCAUUAGUCAUACUUCUACUGUUAUUAUACACAUAUGACUAUUGUCACACAUGUAUACUGCCAGGUAUUAAUACAUACUUUCAAUAUAUUGUACCACAGUAGCCAGAACUAUAACUAUAAUAUUAUUACUUUCAAUAAUGUUGUUGUAAGCUACUGUCAUGAUGUCGUUAUUUGAUUGAUUCCGGCAAAUAGUUCCAUUAUGACAUGGAACUAUUUGAAUAUACUGUCUCUGUGCUAAGCUAAGCUAACAGGUGGGGGACAAACAGCUGAUGGAGGACUUCUCCAGCACUCCCAGUCUAAGCUGGUGUCCAGCUGCUGGUCUAAACUGGGAGCCCCUCCUCUCUCUGUGGCCCCUCCUAUCUCCUGCCCCCUCCGUCUCUCCACACAGACAAGAAGCAGCCGGACGGAUCAGAGGAUGUUGUCAUCACCACCUUCUACCUCCCUCCCCACCUCUGCCCGCCCUCGACCCCCUCGGACAGUGACCUCUGACCCCCGCCACGUCACCAUGGAAACCUACUGGAGAGAAGUGCGGAGCAUUGAGGAGGAGAAAGAGGGAGAGGAAGAGGAGGAUGAGGAGGAGAGGAAGAGUAUGGAUGAGGUGGAGCUGGAGGAGGCAUGGCUGAAGGAGGCAGGGUUAUCCUCACUGGUGACCGACUCAUUGUCAGAAGAGGCGCCGCCACCGGCUGAGGCGCUGCUGUCCACGCUGACACGGCAACAAGCCGCCACGGUGAGAAAGAGGCUGGACAACUACAAUGAGACACUGAAGACCAGAAACAGGCAGCCAAUCAGAGACGUGCGGGACAUCUUCACUGAGCCUGAUGAAGACUCAGUAGAACGAUGCCCCUCCCCGCCCUCUCACCGCGCCGAGUCACCACCAAGUCGAUACCACACCACCACCAAAACCAUCCACCGAAACACUCAUAGAGUUCGACCAGCUCUUCCUGCCUUUGUCUUUGAGGAUCACCUCCCCGAACACCCGUCAUCCCCCAAAAACACACACUCUGCCACAGACACACACUCACAGACACACACACACUCUCCAACAGACACACACUCACCGACACACACACACUCUCCACCUGUCAAUUGGUCAAGACGAGCUGAUUGGCUGCUCCGGGACUGUCCAUACUCAGAGGGCGUGGCUGAGCAUAAACGGGGUGGGACUUGUUGGGACUGUCUUCGUUUCCAUGGAGACGACAGUGACCUGCCGUUUGUACCUGUCUCUCCCUCUCAGGGUCUUACCUCAGCAGACGACCUGUCAUCAUGUGACCUCACCCGCCUUGGCUUCAUCUCUCACAUCGAGCUCUCCACCUUCCUGCUCGCUCUGGGAGUCCAAACCAAACGCACCCGCCCACCACGUCGCAGGACCCGGGACUGCGGUGUGUUCGCUGUUCCUCUGAGGUUGUUGUUGGAAAACGACAGAAAGAAGUUUCCUGGAGUCAAAGUUCCUGUCGUCUUCCAGAAGUUGUUGUGUAUUUUAGAGCAGACUGGCCUGCAGACUGAAGGGAUUCUCAGAGUGCCAGCAUCAGCCGCCAGACUCAAGUACCUGCGUAGAGAGUUAGACAGGUGUUGUGGAGGGUUCGACUGGUCUGCAGUGAGACAGGUGGACGCCGCAGGUCUGCUGAAGCUUUUCAUCAGAGAGCUGCCAACACCUCUGCUGACACACACACACCUGUCCACCUACCGCUCUGUGCUGGGUGUGUCCUCUGAGGUCCACCAGGUCCAGGCUCUGCAGCUGCUGUCCUUGUUGCUUCCAGAAGAGAACAGAGACACACUCAAAGCUCUGCUGGUCUUCCUGCGUAAGGUGGUCUCUCACCAGGACCAGAACAGGAUGUCUCUGUGGAAUGUCUCCAUGGUGAUGGCACCCAACCUGUUCACCCGCCCUCACCAUGGCAACAAACGCUCAAUCGCCAGGCAACAGGAGGAGAUGGAGGAGGCGGUGGGUGGAGCUCACCUGGUCCGACUGAUGAUCACACACCAGGACCUGCUGUGGACUGUCCCCAGCUUCCUGCUGUCUCAGGUGAGACAGAUGAACCAGGCAUCCAAUCAGAAACGGUUCGGCCUGACCAGGGCAAAAAGACGGCUGCUGAGGAGGAAGAACGACAAGACUGAGAGGAACCAGAUCACAGAGCUGUGUGACGGUGUUGUCAGGGUUCACGCCCCCCUGCACGCCAAGGUCUCCAUGGCCGUACAGCUGGACGGACAGAUGACAGCCAGAGACGUCAUCACCCGCUUUGAGUGUGACAACAGUGCUUGUCUCUGCAGCAGCAGCUGUCUUCAGCAUCUGUACGAAGUCGGAGGAAACAUCUGUGAGCGGCGUCUCCAUCCAGACUGCGUGCUGUUGGAUGUUUACAAAGUGAAUCCUCACUGUGAUUGGCUGAUCAAACCCUGACACACACUCUGUCUGACCACCAAUCUGACAGCGUGUUUAAAGACUCUCAUCCUGUCUCACUUCCUGUCCCAAUGCUCCAACAGCCUGUAAGAACUGGUCUGUCAACCUGACCUUCACGUCUCGCCGUGUGUCUCGCCUGUGUGACAACGUCUCACCGCCUGCUUGGCCGUCUUUUCAGAGACAGUGACCUCCGCCUGUUGUCAUGGUGACAUCAGGAGCAGCUGUUAAACUGGAGAAACACAAACUGUUUGUAUUUCCUGUAUUUUCUAUGUCUGGUUUUAUUGUUGCAGACAGCCGCUGAUAUUAAAACCAUGACGAGCAGCUGCUGGUGUCGUGUCUCCUCCUGCUGGUCACUGUUGGUACCUGCAGGUUCACUCAUUAUGAACUCGUCCUGACGCAGCUGGAAACACCUGAAACCACACGUUGAUUUGAAUACGCACACUGGGUGGAAAUUUAAUCUGUCAAAUUUCUUAUUUCAAUAAAAAUAAAAAGUGAAAGUAAUGAAAUAUAAAAAAGAGAAAACAGACGUGGUUUAAAAACAGUCGCUCUGCUCAUGAAACUGAACAGAACUAUUUUAUAUACAACGACACAAAAUGGAGCCUUUCUGUACAGACAUUACAAAUCAUACAUGAAGCCAGAGGACACGGAGGUGUCCAUGUUUAACAUGUUCAUCACAUGAUUGCUGAGGUCAUCAAUUCAAGUUAAAGUCACAUCAGGUUCAGGAAAAAAAAAAAAUCAUACAAACCCACGACUUCAACUCUGUUUACAUCAAAGAAUCAAUGAAGAUACAAUCAAAGCACCCCGAAUACAGUGACACUUAGUUAGGAGCAGCAGCUGACGUGUCCAGAUGUUAGGAGCAGCAGCUGACGUGUCCAGAUGUUAGGAGCAGCAGCUGACGUGUCCAGA